Molecule: messenger RNA, 2096 nt
Organism: Xiphophorus couchianus (Monterrey platyfish)
Lineage: Eukaryota; Metazoa; Chordata; Actinopteri; Cyprinodontiformes; Poeciliidae
Gene: galnt17
Product: polypeptide N-acetylgalactosaminyltransferase 17
Exons: 12
Coding region: 1-1908 (635 amino acids)
Biological process (GO): protein O-linked glycosylation
Cellular component (GO): Golgi apparatus
Molecular function (GO): polypeptide N-acetylgalactosaminyltransferase activity
Source: RefSeq, a predicted model, not a curated record
AUGCAGCCUAAAAUAACCCCGGAGUCGGACAGCAAAGCGGCGGAUAAAUCGUCUUCUCAUCGGCGCACUGCUGGUUCUGGUUUCUCAAGCUUCCCUGCGGCUUUCCGUCCAGCUGAUGUUACCCGAAGAUGGAGGGUGCUACUGCUGCUCAACGUGCUGGCGGUCGCAGGGUUCAUGACCUUCUGGGCCAAGUGCAACACCCGCAGCGUGCAGGCGGUCGGUCCGGAGGCUCCGGCUGACGGGAGGCGGCCCCGGGCCAACGGGACGGCGCAGGGGCCCAGCGUGAGCCACGAGGUGCUGCUGAAGAGGCUCAGCUCGCUGGAGGAUGUGGUGUACCGCCAGCUAAACGGUCUGUCCAAGUCCCUGGGCCUGAUCGAGGGCUUCGGUGGCCGCGGGAAAGGCGGCCUGCCCGCCACGCUUUCCCCGCUGGAGGAGAACGACGCCAAGUACCUGAAGGAGAAGUACGGCUACAACGCCUACCUGAGCGACAGGAUCUCUCUGGACCGGACCAUCCCGGACCACCGGCCCAACAAAUGUAGAAAAGUCAGCUACCCCCGAGACCUUCCUCAGAUCUCCCUCAUCUUCAUCUUCGUCAACGAGGCGCUGUCGGUCAUCCUGCGCUCCGUCCACUCGGCCGUCAAUCACACGCCGGCUCACCUGCUCAAAGAGAUCAUCCUGGUGGACGACAACAGCGACGACGAGCAGCUGAAGGGACCGCUGGAGGAUUACGUGAACAAGCGCUACCCUGGGCUGGUCAAGAUCGUCAGAAACCAGAAGAGAGAAGGACUGAUCCGGGCCAGAAUCGAGGGCUGGAAGGUGGCGACGGCGGAAGUUACCGGGUUCUUUGAUGCCCAUGUGGAGUUUACUCCGUCAUGGGCCGAGCCGGUGUUGGCCAGAAUAAAAGAGGACCAUAAGAGGAUCAUCCUGCCGUCCAUCGACAACAUCAAGCACGACACCUUCGAGGUGGAGCGCUACGAGAACUCGGGCCACGGCUACAACUGGGAACUGUGGUGCAUGUACAUCAACCCGCCCAAGCAGUGGUGGGACGAGGGGGACAUGUCCGCACCCAUCAGGACUCCUGCCAUGAUCGGCUGCUCCUUCGUGGCCAACCGGGACUACUUUGGGGAACUCGGCCUGCUGGACUCGGGCAUGGACGUCUACGGAGGGGAGAACAUCGAGCUGGGCAUCAGGGUUUGGCUCUGCGGCGGGAGCAUGGAGGUGCUGCCUUGCUCCAGAGUGGCUCACAUCGCUCGAAUGAAGAAACCUUACCACAGCAACAUCGCGUUCCACACCCGGCGCAACGCUCUGCGUGUGGCAGAGGUCUGGAUGGACGAAUACAAAUCCAACGUGUACCUGGCCUGGAACAUCCCCAUGGAGAACCACGGCAUCGACUACGGCGACGUUUCUCAGAGGGUCGCGCUGAGGAAGAAUCUGCAGUGUAAGAGCUUCCAGUGGUACCUGGACAACGUUUACCCGGAAAUGAGGAGGUACAAUAACACGGUGUUCUACGGUGAGAUCCGUAACUCCAAAGUGAGCCACCUGUGUAUGGAUCAGGGUAUGAAGGAAAACCACACAGCCACUCUUCACCCCUGCCAUGGCUGGGGUCCUCAGUUGGGACGCUACACCAAAGAGGGUCAGCUGUUCCUGGGUCCGCUGGGCAGCACCGGAGACGACACGCGCUGCGUGGUGGACGACCAGAUCAGCAGCUUUCCCCAACUCCUGAACUGUGACAAGGUGACCAACGCCAAGCAGAAGACGUGGAGCUUCUCCCAGAACGACUCCAUCGUAAACCGGGCCACGGGUCGCUGUCUGGAGGUGGUGCCGGCCAACGUUUACUUUGGCCACCUGCUGUUCCUGCAGCCCUGCUCGGGUCAGAGGUGGACCAUCAAGAACGCGAUGAAGCAAUAGCCACCGGCGCGGCCCGUUUCCUGGGCUGCGAUUGGCUCAGCCUGGUCACAACGAGCCAACAAGACGCUGAGCAGAAAUGUUUUAUCAAGACUUUGGGUGCCAUGAAGAUUAUCGUGAAUUAUUUUUUAUAAAAUGAACAUUCAGAAUGACAAACUAAGCAUGAGGACUGAUUCUGUCUGAUUUAUUUU